CGUCAUUCUACCUUUAAGGACGGGAAAGCGUUUGCGUCAUUUUUCUAAUAUAUUCGGUUUUUCGGCCCAAAGUGUCGGCCUCUGGGCCAAUGAAAUGCCUCAGAAUAGACAUAUAUAACUGUCAACUUGUUCCUCGUGAGUUUAGUUCAGAAAUGUAUUCAAGCUAUGGCGGAAUUUGAAGACUUUUCUGACGGUAGCGAUUUCGAGGAGUUUCUCGGCUUCGAAGAUGUUGAUGAGGCCGAGUACUCUGAUGACGAAUACGAACCGAUUGAUCGGGAAUUAUGGUUACAGCACAUGUUCGUGAAUGACGACGACGAGGAAGAAGAAGAUGAUUUAGGGGAGUUUGAGGGUUUCCAGACCAACUGGAAGACGGACAACUUCCAUCGAAAUCCACGGAGUGCCUUCAACAGGACACCAGGGGUGAAGCUCGAUUUGCCUCAAGAUGCCACACCGCUCCAGGCAUUUGAGAAGAUUUUUAAGGAGGAACUUUGGACACAUCUCGUCACAGAGACAAACAGAUAUAGAGACCAGGUCGAACAAACACCGACCAGAGCGAAGACGGCAAGGUGGUCUCCGGUAACUGUGCCGGAGAUGAAGACCUUUAUUGGUAUCUGUAUGGGAAUGGGGCUGCUUGUGUUGCCGGUGCGAAGAGAUUACUGGCGACAGAGUAAGAAUCUCUUUCGGACGCAAUUCGCCAGAAAUAUGUCCCGGGACAGAUUUGCGGCCAUCUGGAGGUAUCUACACCUCCAGGACAACCAGGCAGCAGUCAACAGAGAUGACAAGAUGUGGAAAAUGCGCUGGUUCCUAGAUUACCUCCUGGUUCAAUUCCAGGCACUUUAUGAGGUGGAUGGCAACGUGUCUGUGGAUGAGAGCAUGAUUAAAUUCAAAGGGCGUCUCUCCUUCAGGCAGUACCUCCCCAUGAAGCCUACAAAGUGGGGUAUCAAGGUGUGGGUAAUGGCUGAGAGCGCCACUGGAUAUGUGACCAACUUCCAGGUCUAUGCUGGUCGUGAAGGGUCAGGAGAGAAGGGCCUGGCACAUCGUGUGGUUAUGGAUUUAGCCAGACCAUAUUACGGCUCUCACCUGUCCAUCUACAUGGACAAUUUUUACACCGGGGUAGGUCUCUUGGAGGAGAUGAGGACCCAUGGCCUGUAUGCUUGUGGCACUGUUCGUGCCAACCGGAAGGGACUCCCAAAGAGUGAGCUGCUUCGAAAGAAAGCCUCACUCAAUAAGCACGAAUACAGGGUCGCUCAGAUGGACGACCUCACAUUUUGUAUUUGGCAAGACACAAAGACGGUCAUGGUGUUGUCCAACCACCAUGACCCAACUGAGACGGGGACCGUAAACAGGAGAAAGGAUGGAGCCAACCGCGUCCCGGUGGUAGUGCCAGCUUGCCUAGCAGACUACCAAAAGUACAUGAAAGGUUUGUUUGACUUUUGUUGCUCUUUUGAGUGCAAAUGUGUGAGUGUCAUGUGUGAGUGUCAUGUGUGUCAACUGAGUGUCGUGUGUGUUCCAGGCGUCGAUCUGCUGGAUCAGAUGGUUGGCUACUACGGGUUCCAACAUAGAUCGAAGAAGUGGUGGAGGAGGGUCUUCUUCUUUCUCCUGUCCGUGUCCUGCCACAAUGCCUACAUAGCUGCGAGGUCUGUUGGAGGAACAGCCUUCAGAACCAGAUACAAAGGAUUCAAGAACUGGAUGGAGGACCUGGCAGAGCAGCUCAUCUCACCACUGAGAACAAGGGCUGUUCCUGUGACUCCUCCUCCUUUUCAUCCUCCUCCUGCUUCUCCAUCUUCUCCUUUUUCUCCUCCUCCUGCUUCUCCAUCUUCUCCUUCCUCUCCAAUUGCUGGACUAUCAGGAAGAAGAUUCUUCUCUCCUUCUCCAUCUCCUCCUGUUUCCCCAUCUCCAUCUGCAGGAAGAAGAUUCUUCCCUCCUUCUCCAUCCCCUCCUCCGCCUUCAUCUCCAUCUCCAGCUGGAGGAGACACACCUACUCCACAGCAUGACUUUGGUAAAAUUUAUGAUAAAAGAAAACAGUGCAGGGAGUGUCAGCUUGUCCCUGACGAUGAAAAGGAAGGUGGGCCAACUGUUUACGGUUGCAAACAGUGCAACCUGCCACUGCACAUGGAAUGCUUUGGCAAGCACUACCGCCGGUACCUGUGAGGCAGACUGUUUACAGUUUUAGUCCCAGUCUGUUCCCCUUCCCAUGUUUGUUAUUAUAUACUUUAUUACUUUCUUAUAUACUUAUUUCACUUUUUUAUACUUUAUUUUUUUUUCUGUUUUGUGCUGUUCCUGCACUUUUACAUAUGUUUUUGUUGUUAUUAUAUAUAUGUUACAUAUGUUAUUUACUUUUCUACCUGUAUGUAAAUAUUGUAAAUAUUUGUAAGUAAAAACUCAAUUUUCCCAUGAAAGCCACAGGUGUCAGCUCUCAAAUACUUUUUGAAUUGUGUUCCUAUCUGUUACAGGGGCUGAGAAAUCAGUAAUUUAGUAGGCGUUGACACAAUUGCUGAAUUUCUAGAAAAAAUUCAGGUUUUGGGGGCUUUUCUGAAAUCGCCUAUAGGUUUUACAGGCAUUUUUUCCAGGCGAUUUAGGCCUAAAUGGGUUAACAGGCAUUCAUCCUUUGAUCAUUUGAACAGCUUCCAUGAAUAACAUACUCCGGUAACAGGCAGUUAUUUUAACAGAAUGUAGCUUACCGUAUUGGCUGCGCACAAAAGAACAGUGCGUCGCACAUAGCUUAUCCACUUUACAAGUGCAGGCGCCUAACAAAGUGCUUAACAUGUAGGCACGCAACC
Molecule: messenger RNA, 2780 nt
Organism: Gadus chalcogrammus (walleye pollock)
Lineage: Eukaryota; Metazoa; Chordata; Actinopteri; Gadiformes; Gadidae
Product: piggyBac transposable element-derived protein 4-like
Exons: 2
Coding region: 166-2151 (661 amino acids)
Source: RefSeq, a predicted model, not a curated record